Messenger RNA from Carica papaya (papaya), 1414 nucleotides. The record is from RefSeq and is a predicted model, not a curated record. Lineage: Eukaryota; Viridiplantae; Streptophyta; Magnoliopsida; Brassicales; Caricaceae.
AUGGUGUCAGAGUAUCAUCCGGAUAAGAAUGCUAGUAAUCCUGAAGCAUCUGAACUUUUUAAGGAGGUUGCAUAUUCUUAUAGCAUUUUAUCUGACCCGGAGAAGAGAAGGCAAUAUGAUAGUGCAGGCUUUGAGGCCCUUGAAACUGAUGGCAUGGACAUGGAGAUUGACUUGUCGAAUCUGGGAACUGUAAAUACUAUGUUUGCAGCAUUAUUCAGCAAACUUGGUGUCCCUAUCAAGACUACAAUCUCUGCUAAUGUUCUUGAAGAAGCAUUGAAUGGAACUGUCACCAUCAGACCUCUGCCUAUUGGAACAUCAGUUAGUGGAAAGGUAGAAAAGCAGUGUGCUCAUUUCUUUGGGGUAACUAUAAAUGAACAACAAGCUGAAGCAGGGAUUGUUGUGAGAGUAACUUCAACUGCACAAAGCAAAUUUAAGUUACUCUAUUUUGAGCAAGAUGCCAAUGGUGGCUAUGGCUUAGCCUUACAGGAAGACAGUGAGAAAACGGGCAAGGUGACAUCUGCAGGCAUGUAUUUCUUACAUUUCCAAGUAUACAGAAUGGAUUCUACUGUGAAUGCGUUAGCAAUAGCCAAGGAUCCUGAGUCUGCUUUUUUUAAAAGGCUGGAAGGUCUUCAACCGUGUGAGGUUUCGGAACUAAAAGCUGGCACUCAUAUAUUUGCUGUUUAUGGUGAUAAUUUCUUUAAGACUGCUACCUAUACAAUUGAGGCACUCUGUGCAAAGACUUAUGAGGAUACAACUGAGAAACUUAAAGACAUAGAGGCCCAGAUUUUAAGAAAAAGGAAUGAGUUGCGCCAAUUUGAGACUGAAUACAGAAAAGCAUUGGCACGUUUUCAGGAAGUAACUAACAGAUACAGCCAGGAAAAACAAGCGGUAGAUGAGCUGUUAAAACAACGCGAUGGCAUCCACUCAUCGUUCACCGUGGCCAGGGUAGUAAGUAGUGUAAGUGGAAGUGGUAGUAAUCUGAGUAAUGGUAGUGGUAGCAAAGUUCCUGGCGAAGACAUAAAAGCCGAUAGUCCGGGGGAAGAUGGAGGUAUAGAUGGUAAGGAUAAAUCCAAAAAGAAAUGGUUCAAUUUGAACCUCAAAGGAUCGGAUAAGAAGCUUGGUUGAUUGAGAAGAUGCUCUAGAUAGUUUUGUAUUUUACUUGUUUAGAAGUCUGCAUGUCUACUUUUCCAUUCAAGAUAUUUUGGGUUGGCUUCCUGUCUGCUUAAAAGCUUACCUUGUAUCAUUUGUUGUUUCUUUUCUUUUCCUUUUUUUUCCCCCACCCCCCCCAUUUUCUCUCGUUUCCUUUUUCAUAUAGUUUUUGGGGGCUGUUCAUUGUGGUAUACUACCUGUGAUUCUGUAAGUCGAUUCAAAAUUUGAAUGUACAUCUUAAUAUACUUGAUAUUUGUCCCUCUCA